Messenger RNA from Syngnathus typhle (broad-nosed pipefish), 1312 nucleotides. RefSeq lists its product as uncharacterized. The coding region runs from base 279 to 965 and encodes 228 amino acids. The record is from RefSeq and is a predicted model, not a curated record. Lineage: Eukaryota; Metazoa; Chordata; Actinopteri; Syngnathiformes; Syngnathidae. The transcript has 3 exons.
UUUAUCACGUGAUUUUGUGUUAUGCCGCCAUCUUGGCGGUCAACCGGCCAGCUCGUUCCUACGUGUUCGUACGGAUUCAGUUUGAUUUCGGCGCUACAUUUUCACUGAUUUCAUCCGAAUUAUGGCUGAUUUGCUAUCCAAUGAAGAGAUUUUACCAAAUGCCAGGUAAAACACUCUCAACGGAUGAAUGAUCCUCCCCUCAGACCUUGGGUAGCAAUAGCGAAAGAUGGUCAGAUCCUGUGCUGCCACUGUACCUGCAUGGCUGGAUUGGGUGAAACAUGUUCACAUUCAGCAGCAUCCCUGUUCGCCCUGGAGACAUUAAUAGUAUGAAGACGGCCACUUCAUGCACAUCACUACCUUGUCAGUGGCUGAAACCAUCAGCAUCGCACAUAGAAUAUGCUGAAGGAUGCAAUAUCGAUUUUGCCCGUCCAGCCCAGAAACGAAAGUCAGAAGUUUCAACUCCUGAGGAAAGUGCUGCGAGAAAACUGUUGAAUGUUCCUCUACCAACUGAAGAGCAGAAAGCUGCCUUUUACAAGGCUUUGUCUGAAUGUGGUGGAAGACCAGCAAUUUUGAGCAUUGUCCCUGACUAUGCUGACAACUUUGUGCCAAGGGCAGUGAAGCGAAAGCUUCCUGUACCUCUCUCACAGCUGCACGAUUCUGGCAAUAUGAAACUCAGCCCAGAUGAACUUGCACUAAAAUGCCGGUCAGAGGUGGAAAAGUUACAUUCCAUUACCAGAGAGCAGAUAUCUGCGGUUGAAGAAGGGUCCAGGGGCCAAGCAACAUCAACAACUUGGUUUCAACAAAGAGCUGGGCGAAUUGGUUCAUCAAGUUCUGCACGCAGAUUUUUACACUCUGCAGUGAGGGAAUCCAUUGCUUCCCCAGUGAUAUCCGUCUGUGUGGCAGUAGUCGCCAUGCCUUCGUUUCGAAUCUCAGCGUGCACCACAUCUUCACCAGCGGGUAGUUGAUCAUUUUCACAAGGGACAGACUGGGAAAUAUUGACAAGUGCUGCUGCUGCCAAUGCCCUCUCACGGUCUCUCUCUUGCGCUGCUUGAGAUUUCUUCUUCUCUCAAAGAUCUUCAUUGAACAUUUGAGUUUUCGUUUGUGAGGUGACUGGGUAUGCUCAAAUAUACUUGGCACAUAGUCUGGGGAUAGUGGAUCUUCGCUUUUUGCACCUGAAACAAACAAUCACGUUAUGCAUAAUGACUACCAUAAAUAAUUAAGCACGUUGUUCAAGGGGAUAUACCCAGUUCAAUUUGCUUUGUAAUGGCAUUUCAUAACUUGACAUAUUAAAAAACUGAAUAGAGUUAAAUCA